Messenger RNA from Marmota flaviventris (yellow-bellied marmot), 838 nucleotides. Lineage: Eukaryota; Metazoa; Chordata; Mammalia; Rodentia; Sciuridae. The record is from RefSeq and is a predicted model, not a curated record.
UGUUGUUGUUAGACUGUGUGUAGGACCCAAGUGCUGAGCUUCUGGCCUGGUGUGCUCUUCCUCUCUCCUCUGCCCCUGGAGGAGAAGUCAGCAGUGCCCCGUGGCCCUGGGAGGCAUGUUCAGGAAGGCCGGAGCCUCGCUCACCCGGUGCUUGCACCACUCUCUCACCAUGUCCAAACGACUCCCUGCUCGAAGGCUGGAUGGAUUGGAAUACAACCCCUGGGUGGAGUUUAUCGAACUGUCCAAAGAGUAUGAAACUGUGAACUUGGGCCAGGGCUUCCCCAACUUCCCACCCCCAGACUUUGCUGUGGAAGCUUUUCAGCAGGCCGUCAGCGAGGACUUCAUGCUCAACCAGUACACCAUGGCCUUUGGUUACCCACCCCUGACAAAGAUCCUGGCGAGUUUCUUUGGGAAGCUGCUGGGACAGGAGUUGGACCCACUUGAGAACGUGCUGGUGACCGUGGGUGCCUACGGGGCCCUGUUCACAGCCUUCCAGGCCCUGGUGGACGAAGGAGAUGAGGUCAUCAUCAUCGAACCUUUUUUUGACUGUUAUGAGCCCAUGACAUUGAUGGCUGGGGGUCGCCCUGUGUUUGUGUCCCUGAAGCCGAGCCCCACCCAGGAUGGGGAGCUGGAUUCCAGCAGCAACUGGCGGCUGGACCCCACAGAACUGGCCAGCAAGUUCACAUCCCGGACCAAAGCCCUGGUCCUCAACACACCCAACAACCCCCUGGGAAAGGUGUUCUCCAAGGCGGAGCUGGAGCUGGUGGCCAGGCUGUGCCAGCAGCAUGACGUGCUCUGCAUCUCGGAUGAGGUGUACCAGUGGCUGGUCUAUGACGGG